Molecule: messenger RNA, 657 nt
Organism: Tricharina praecox
Lineage: Eukaryota; Fungi; Ascomycota; Pezizomycetes; Pezizales; Pyronemataceae
Exons: 4
Coding region: 1-657 (218 amino acids)
Source: RefSeq, a predicted model, not a curated record
AUGUGGAACAAGGACGUUCCGGAGACAUGUAUCCUCAGGCUGAUCUCACCAAAGCUGGGCUCAGGGCACGGCACAUCCCAGCGAGCCAUAACUAUCGAGCACAGACCGCCGCAAGUUGACAGGCGUUGCGAGUCUGCACUUGAAGACAUCAUCGUCGUCGCCGAGCAGCCAGCCAGUCUUAAAGUCGACCGCCCGCAUGCCCUCCAGCUCUUAGCUAAGGCACUCGUUCUUCGCGCCGUCCACCAUCGCUCCCGCAUAGCGCUCACCUGCUCGAUCGCCAAUCUGCCGAAUUCAAGUUGCCGACCCUGCUCCCCGCACCUUGCCGCGACAUCGCAAGUGUCGCACCCCGCGAUCGACCUGGCUCCCCUGCGCUACCAUCCCGCCACUGUUCCUUUCGCCGCCUCCGCCGACGACGAUGGGGACUUCCAGCACCCGAGAGUAGCGUCGGUCCUCGGCGUCCCCAGACGAUACCGGUUUCCGUUGUUGGUCUGUCGGGGGCUGUCGAUAGGCCCGAGUCUGUUCGGUCUUGCUAGAUGCAUCUACGAAGCGUGGAACUCGAAGGCGGGACAGGAUUUUGUCUGCGCAGAGGUCGAGUUGUGGCUGGCGGCCGUGUGGCUCUCGGCGAUGAUACCAUCUUCAUCAGCUAAUCCGACCUAG